Musa acuminata subsp. malaccensis (wild Malaysian banana) is the source of this 4037-nucleotide messenger RNA. RefSeq lists its product as uncharacterized. Lineage: Eukaryota; Viridiplantae; Streptophyta; Magnoliopsida; Zingiberales; Musaceae. The record is from RefSeq and is a predicted model, not a curated record.
CCCUCUAUUAUUAACUAUUUCUUUCAUCGUGACCUUCUUGGCUUUCUGGUCUGCCCCACUCCUCUCUCUCUCUCUCUCUCUCUCUCUCUCUCUCUCUCGAUCGAUGGCGGUUUCCAUGGACAGCUUCUCGAUUCGAGAGUACGCGGCGAGGAUGAGGAGCGUCGACUACGACAAGUGCUGGCCGUUCGCGGAUGAGAGAACCGGGCGGUCUUUACCCCCGAUUCCGACUCGGAGAUUUCGGUGGUGGGUCGAUGAGAUGCGGACAGCGCGAUCCGCCGGCGAGGCGGUCGAUCCGGUCGAAAGAGCUGCCGUGGGUAUCGUUGUUGAAACCCGGGACGGACCCGGGGUUGACUCUGCUGAUGACGGCCGCGGCCUGGAUGCAGGCGGCGAGGAGGCGUUGGCCUUGGAGGGGCAGAUGAAAGCUCCUCCUCCUUCCAUGGCAAAACAACGAACGCUCAAGAAGAGAUCUCUUCUCGAGCUCUUUGCGGUGGCCCCCAUGAUUCACGGUGUACAGGAACUAGACGGCUUGGAUGAUGGUGGAGGCAUAGAGCAAGGAGAAGAAGCAGCUGCCGCGAAGAGCGAUUGUGGGAUCGGCGAUGGAGGGGAUGUAUUAGAGCUGAUGAAGAGAAAGAAACGGGUCAAGGAAGGUAGGAAGAGGAGGGUGAGAGAACAGAUUGGGGCAAACAAAAAUUUGAAGGUCACGAGGAAGAUGAUGGCGAAAAAGAAGAAACUCAAGGUUGAGAUCCGCGCUGCUAAAAAGGGCAAGAAGUUCAAAAUGGCAUCUCCAAUUGAUACUUGCAAACUACUUAGAAACAAAGUGUAUAAACAGUUCGGAAAGAUGCAUAAAAAACAUGUUCAUAACCAGACGAAGCCAACAACAGUCAGAACUUUCCUAAAGAAUUACAUCUUUAGACUUGUUCAGUAUUCAAAAUUGGUUUCCAGAAACCAGGUGGUAGCAUGGGUGCCUCCUGCACAUACUCCUCUUAAGAAACAAAAAAGAAGUAUUUCUACGAAGAAGAGAAAGACAAUAGAAAGAGAAAAUAUGAAGUGCGAUGAUAUUGUAGAGCUAUGUUGCAAGUCAGCCAAGCGUUUGAGUUUUUCUGGUAAGGAUGGUGGAUCUGUGCUUGCCAAAAGAUGUUUGCCUUUACAGCUGCCUUACUUGCAAACUCUUUGCAAAAUAGUUUCUGAUGUCUUGGCUGCACCAACAGAUCUGGAGAAUUUGGAGAAAUGUCCAUCUGUCACUGAGGGAGCUCAGUUGAACUUGAAUGAUAGAACAGCUCAACUGAACUUGAAUGAUGGAGUUAUUGCAGGAAAUAUUGAGACAGGUGAAAUUUCCUUUGAAAAGCAACUCACUGGUUCUUAUGGUCAUGUAAAUAAUAAAGACUCUGCAGUCACAAAAAUGACACCUUUGGUUGGAUUUGACUUAAAUCAACCAGUGCUGGAUUGUGUUGAUUUAAACCAUGAUAGUCUGGAUGGAUCCACUUUGACACCUAGUCCCACGUACCUAGCUGAGCAUAAGGAUCCCAGUCUUGUGAACAAACAUGGCCUUGAUUCUGAUCCUGGAAACUGUCAGGAACAAAGUUUUUCUCUAACCUCAGAUGAUAUCUACAGUUUUCAUGAUUCUAUUAGACAGUCUGUUUCAGUUUCUAAUGCAAAAACUUCACAGUGCCAUUAUUUAAACCGAGACAAGCAGCAUUGGAUAUAUUGUUCAGACCAAAGGAUCAUGCAAUCCACUGAGGGUCAAACUCAUAUGAUGGACCCUAUGAAAUAUGUAUGUGAUGAAUUUCCUGAAUUUCAGCCAGUGCAUCAUCUACCAAAAGACAUGGUAAUUAGCACUUGUUCUUCAAUUAUAUCAAAGGCUGCUGUAGAAGCAUCACCAAAUGUGCGGCCUUUUUGGAGGGACACGUGCACAGAGGAAGGUUUCACUGGGUUGCCUCUUAAUUCACAGGGAGAGUUUAUCCAGUUGCAUCCUGGUAAUAGAGGGUUUCAUGAGGUAGAUAAGAUGCCAAAUUCUGCAUUGAAUUCUCUUCAGGUUCUUCCCUCUUCCAGUCAUUUUCAGCCCCAAUCUAACCAUGUUAGGACAAAUGACAAGUUUCCUUUUGCACCAAUUUACCAUGAGGAUGAUCAACAUUGGUUCUUGAAGCACUACUAUCCUGCAAGUAAAGUAGUGAUAUCUGACUGUUCUACUGAGUUGCAAGGUCUUGGAAAGGUGGAGCAUCAAUCCGAUGACAAAACUCAAUUUGACAGUUGCGAUUCUAGACAGAUGGAAAUUUGUUGUUGUGGGUGUACCGAUCACAUCGUAACAGGAAAUUGCUUUGAUAGGUUGAAUUCUCAUCCAGAGAGGGACUUGGAGCUAGGUGUUUGGCCUGCUAUCCAACCAACUAUGCGUCUGAUGGGUAAAAAUGUCACUGUUGGUAGCUACCACAAAGAAAACCAAGACUGUAAUGGAGGGAAAACCUAUACUGACAAGGAAACUAUGACUACCAGCUGCGACACCACAAGGGUGUAUGACAAACCCAUUUUGAAGAGACGGCAUGAUGAGGAAUGCAUUUUGCAAGCAGAAUCUAGGGCAUCAAGGGAAUUUCCUUACAAGUCAUUAGAGGUACCUUCAAACUAUUGUUGUAUAUCAGCAGAUAAACAUAUGUUUGAUUGGACACAUCAUGGUUUUAGAUCUCAUUGGUUAAUAAGUAAUGCGAACUCUCCCAGUGGUAAUUGUGGCUUUCAAAAUAUAAAUCCAAUUCCAUGCCAAUCUUUUCUUAGCAAAGCAUCAACUUCUGCAGCUCAUUGUUCCCCAGUAACUCAGUUUUUGGAUAUGGGACAGUUUAAAACAUUUGGGACAUCCCAUCCGCAAAAAAAAUGCCAGCAUAUGCUUCUAAAUUCAUCCCAAUGCAGACACAAUCAUAGUAUAUCUUACAACAUUCCAUCAACUUCCCACCCCCCAUAUGCUAAUCAAGUGCCUAUCCAAACAUCAAGAGGUCCUUUUUCACAAAAAAUUCCCCAUUGGCUGCUAAAUGCAACCAGUCAACAGCCACCUUUUAUCCCUUUUCACCCAGUUGCAGAGGAUCAGUCCUGCACCAUAGCAGAAAAUAGUGGUUCUCCUUAUGCUUCAUAUUCAAAGCACAUUACAACUUUCCCUUGUGGUAGUAGCAGCAUGUCUCAAACAUAUGAUUCGUAUGCUCCCAUGUCUGUAGUUUAUCCUUCAUCUGUUUCAGCCUUAACAACAGAUAACUUCAGUUCAAUGUCCUCAGAUUAUGGAUACAACAUCAAAGCUAAAGAUGGCAUGAGAUUUGACUUUUCUCAUGUUAAGAAUCAGAAUCAUUCUAAAAGAUGUAGAAAGCCUGCAGCCAAAGAUGAUAAGAUCAUUGAAAGAGUGAAAGGGCCUAACCUCAAACUUCAAGAAGACUUAAAUUCUCCUACAUCAGUUAUAAAAGAGCAGCUGCACGGAGGGAAACCAAAUAUUAUAGGAUCAUUAGAAAUCAGUGCUUGUGCAAACAGAAGAAUAGAUGUCCUUUCAGACGCAGAUCAUGAAACGGAUAUAGUCGUGGUUUCAGGUUUGUCAUUCCCCUUAAAAUCUGGUCACACAAGAUCACGACCUGUUAAACUUAGUGCAGGAGCAAGGCGUAUACUGAGGCCCAAUGAAAGCUUGGAUCAGGAUAAAUCUCAUCCAAUACACUCAACUGUACCUUCUACUCAAGGAACUAGUGCUGGCAAGGAUGAUGUUUCACAGGAGAAAGCAGCAAAGAUCUGUAAGUUUUAAAUUUAUAUCGACUACUCAAGAGACAAAGAGAUUUCGGGAUGAUGUCUGCAACUGUGUAUCAUGGAACCUACUUUUGCUAUGUCAGUAACCUGGAUAUGCUUUAUAGGAAAUUUUUUUUCUUAUGCCGUUUGCUUAUGAUGUGGAAGGAAAAUUUUUUAAUGAUCCCCCUUCUAAAUAUAGUCACGUGCAAUAGUGUGUGGAAAUAUUGGCUUUGUAUUUUCUUCGUUCUUGUUGACAUUGUAGAACUGUAUCGAUAGUUAACUUGUGUAUUUAUACUAAA